AUGUCUCUGGACCUAGUCAAAGACAUCUUCCUGACGUAUGAGGGUAGUGUUGGGUUCUAUGUUCUGAUAAACGGUCUACUCCAGGUCAUUGUGCCAAAAGACUUUGACACGACCUGGGCAUCAUCACACCUUCCGCAUACAUAUGGUGGCCUCAAGGUCUGUUACAUCGAACAGAUCCUCGAGCCAACUAUGCUGCCAUCGAAACGGUUUGCUGGACGGAUCGGCCUCAUGGUAGCAGAAGCCGGUUCCCCGCGUGUAGUAAUGUCUACACACGUCAUCACUGAAGCCAUCCUGGCGAGAUCGCAUCGCGACGCUAUACUCGGUCGGAAGCAUGACAGCCAUGUGCAGAAACUGAAUGGGAACUGGAAUGAUCACGUCGAGAUCUGGGCUGGCAGUGAAAAGACGUCCACCGUCAAUUUCCUGGCCGACUUUCAAGGCACACGGUCAGCGAAGAGCAUCAAAGGCAGCCGUCCGUCAGAUAUUCUCGUUGUAGGCGAGGGCAUAUUCCUAAACCAGAGGGCUGCAGCGGGUGGUUCAAAGAAUCUCAAAGAGCACGACGCAGCAACAUGGAAAGACCUCGUAUCGCGCGCACUCUUAUAUCGUGUGCAUCCCGACUUUGAUCCGCCAAAUGGUCAUAGUGGUACCGCGCUUUACGCUGAAGGGGUGAGGGAAGACGGUACCGUAGGCCCAGGCAUUGUCGGCUUCCAGAGCUUUGUGCAGCGUAGUGGUCAUGUGCAACAUUUCGACAUGGAAGGCCAUGCUCUAGAACGAAGGUUACAGCUUGGAAGGGUGGCAUUUUACGGUGCAUUUGAAGUUCCUGCUGAGCUGAAGACGUACGACAUAGUUUGA
Molecule: messenger RNA, 849 nt
Organism: Alternaria ventricosa
Lineage: Eukaryota; Fungi; Ascomycota; Dothideomycetes; Pleosporales; Pleosporaceae
Exons: 3
Coding region: 1-849 (282 amino acids)
Source: RefSeq, a predicted model, not a curated record